AUGACUAAACAGUUUGCGCACUCAUCGAUAGGUGACAGAAGGUCAUCAAUCGUAUACUCGACGAGUGUUGGGAAAGCUGGAUUGUACACGCCAGCGGACUACAUUCCAUGUAAUGAAGAUGAUGCUUUUAGGGAUGAGGAUGAGGAAGAAGAAGAGUUAGCACCUGUUUCCUCGAAUGCUCAGCAUGAGUAUGAGUCCUUAUUAGAUGCGAAUAACGCUAGGACCUUGCAACGGGAAGCGCAACAAGGCAUGACUGAGGAUGAAUAUGAAGCUAGGAGGGAAUUGAUUGAUGAAGAGAGGGACCUACUUAUAGACAACAAGAUCCUGGAGGACCGUAGGGGUUCUGGAGCAGGUGGUGCCGGGUAUGGUGCCGUAGAAAGCUCUUCAGAAGUUAUGAAUGCAUGGGAACAGGCGAUUGAAAAUGGUAAGAGAAUCACUACAAGUUAUAAGAGGGAAACACAGGUCUUGGGAGUGAACGCUUUACCGCUAGUAUUUACGUUUGUCUUGCAAAAUUCAUUGUCUCUGGCUUCGAUUUUUUCCGUGUCGCAUUUGGGGACUGCAGAGCUUGGUGGUGUCACUUUAGGGUCUAUGACUGCUAACAUUACUGGUUUAGCGGCGAUCCAGGGUCUUUGUACGUGUCUAGACACUCUCUGUUCGCAGGCGUACGGUGCAAAAAACUAUCAUUUGGUGGGUAUAUUUAUUCAGCGUUGUGCUGUGCUAACGAUAUUGGCCUUUUUGCCCAUCAUGUACAUUUGGCUAUUCUGGUCAGAAACUAUAUUGAACUGGCUGAUCCCGGACCCUCACUUGUGUGAGUUAGCGGCACGUUACUUGCGUGUAGCGGCAUUUGGUGUUCCAGGAUUCAUUUUAUUCGAAUGUGGCAAAAGAUUUUUACAGUGCCAGGGAAUUUUCCAUGCUUCCACUAUCGUUUUGUUCUUUUGCGCACCUUUGAAUGCCUUGAUGAACUACGUCCUGGUUUGGGACAAAAGAUUAGGUAUUGGUUACUUGGGGGCUCCACUCUCUGUCGCUAUAAAUUAUUGGUUAAUGGCUAUUGGUUUGCUAUUGUACACUAUCUUUACCGAUCAGGAGAUUAAUCCAAUGAAGUGCUGGAACGGCUUCAUUAAGCCUAACAGAGUAUUUAAGAAUUGGAGAAAAAUGUUCAGUUUGGCUUUACCUGGUAUUCUCAUGGUGGAGACAGAAUUCUUGGGGUUUGAGAUUUUGACUGUUUUUGCAUCACACCUGGGUUCAGCUCCAUUGGGCGCCCAAUCCAUUGUUUCCACGGUGGCAUCAUUAGCAUACCAGGUUCCAUUCUCGAUCUCUGUCUCUACUAGCACCCGAGUGGCCAACUUCAUCGGUGCAUCGCUGUACGAGAGCUGUAUUAUCACAUGCAAGGUUUCGUUGCUCUUGUCAUUCGCCUGCUCCUCAUUCAACAUGUUUCUCAUAUUUUUUUUCAAGAAUCAAAUUGCAAGGUUGUUCUCCACCGAACCUGACGUGGUCAACUUGGUCAUUUCAACCUUACCAAUAUUAGCCUUCAUGCAAUUGUUUGAUGCAUUCAAUGCAUCUACAGCAGGAUGUCUACGUGGUCAAGGUAGACAAAAAAUCGGUGGUUACAUUAAUAUGAUCGCCUUCUAUUGCAUCGGUAUCCCAAUGUCCUACCUGUUGGCAUUUCAUUUCAAGAUGAAUGUCGGUGGACUAUGGGUUGGUAUCACAUGCGCUUUGGUGACUAUGAGUGUUUGCCAAGGGUUUGCUGUCUUCCAUUGCGACUGGCUCGAAAUUAUACAUGCCGCCAAGAGUAACAAUGCCGAAGCAUCAAGAGCAUAG
Torulaspora delbrueckii is the source of this 1818-nucleotide messenger RNA. RefSeq names its product Erc1p (gene ERC1). The record is from RefSeq and is a predicted model, not a curated record. NCBI's taxonomy places the organism in Eukaryota, Fungi, Ascomycota, Saccharomycetes, Saccharomycetales, Saccharomycetaceae. Gene Ontology annotation, molecular function: xenobiotic transmembrane transporter activity; antiporter activity. Gene Ontology annotation, cellular component: membrane. Bases 1 to 1818 code for a protein of 605 amino acids. The transcript has a single exon. Gene Ontology annotation, biological process: xenobiotic detoxification by transmembrane export across the plasma membrane.